Paracoccidioides brasiliensis Pb18 is the source of this 252-nucleotide messenger RNA. RefSeq lists its product as uncharacterized. The transcript has a single exon. The record is from RefSeq and is a predicted model, not a curated record. The coding region runs from base 1 to 252 and encodes 83 amino acids.
AUGUCUGGCAGUAGUACACCAAAGAUGGAACUGGGAGACGGCAGGUCACCAACCACCCACUCACUCACACAUACACAAACACAAAAAAAUACAAGGAGGCAACAAAUAAAGCCCACGGCAGACAACUGUGGUGGUCCUGAUAAGAGGGGUGGCUCUGAUGGUAGUCCCUCUGGACUCGAAAGUGGCCAGAUCUGGAAGGGGAUGGAUGGCAGCACUGUUGGGGUUUGGGCCAGGAGAGAUAUCAAUAAAUAA